Messenger RNA from Camarhynchus parvulus, 697 nucleotides. RefSeq names its product phosphomevalonate kinase (gene PMVK). Gene Ontology annotation, biological process: isopentenyl diphosphate biosynthetic process, mevalonate pathway; cholesterol biosynthetic process. Gene Ontology annotation, molecular function: phosphomevalonate kinase activity. The transcript has 5 exons. Gene Ontology annotation, cellular component: cytoplasm. Lineage: Eukaryota; Metazoa; Chordata; Aves; Passeriformes; Thraupidae. The coding region runs from base 19 to 585 and encodes 188 amino acids. The record is from RefSeq and is a predicted model, not a curated record.
GGCGGGGCGGAGGCGCCGAUGGCGGCGCCGCGCUCGGUGCUGCUGCUGAGCGGGAAGAGGAAAUCGGGGAAGGAUUUCGUGGCCGAGGAGCUGCGGAGCCGGCUGGGCCCUGAUGUCUGCACCAUUCUGCGCCUCUCCGGACCCCUCAAGGAGCAGUACGCCAAGGAGCACGGGCUGGACUUUGAGCGCCUCCUGGAUGCCAGCGCCUACAAGGAGAGGUUCCGCCAGGACAUGAUCCGCUGGGGCGAGGAGAAGCGCCGCGCCGACCCCGGCUUCUUCUGCCGGGCCGCGGUGCAGGGGGCGCUGCAGCCGGUGUGGGUGGUGAGUGACACGCGGCGCCUCUCAGACGUGGAGUGGUUCCGGGACGCCUACGGGGAUGUGGUGCAGACCGUGAGGGUGGUGGCUACUGAGGAGACGAGGAAGAGGAGGAACUGGGUAUUUGUCACUGGGGUGGACGACGCUGAAUCUGAGUGCGGCCUGGACCAGGGAGUGGCCUUUGACUGGGUGAUCACCAAUGAUGGGGAUGAGGUGGCCCUGGGCGAGCAGCUGGAGGUGCUGGUGCAGUCUCUCCACAGGAGCCUGUAGCUCCACGUCUCUCCACUGGGGCUUGGGGGCUGCAUCAUCCCCCCAGCCCCUCAUCUCCACCUCCUGCUGCUGCUUCCUGUUCUGGAAUAAAGCUCUGACACUGAGAACCGCU